AUGUUGGGAACCAGUGGUAGGGGCAAUAAACUGUGUGCACAGGUCCUCCACGAGAGACGCGAGCUCAACCUGAAGCACCAGCAGCUGGAGCUGAAACACGAGCAGGUUCAGAAGGAAUACGACGAGCUGCAGAGGAAGCAGACCGAGGCCAUUCUGGACGCGCAGCAGAAGAGCGGCCUGAAGGAGCUGCUGCUGGAGAGGAAGAUAACAGCAGUGACUGAAACACUCGAGAGGGAGCAGCUCAAACUGUGGGUGGCGCUCGCCUUCGGACAGGGAGACCAAACGGCUGCAACACACAUUAAGGAACUAUUUGAAUCCAAAGACGUCGCCAUCAAGGCCUUGAAGGAAGACGUGUCUCGAGAUUUAAAGGAGUAUGACGACUUGGUGAACAAGGUGAAGGCUUCGGGCACCUCUGUGAGCGAGCAGCUCCCACGGGGCGAGAUCAGAGCAUCCAUCAGGAACGCCUCAGAGAACUUUGACAACGUGAUGCAGGAGCUGAAGACUUUGAGAGUCUCUGAGGAAAAGGAAACCCCGGCGGGACCGAGUCCAAACUCUGAACUCUCAGAGGAUCUUCUGGCGGAGUCCGCCGUUUGA
Dicentrarchus labrax (European seabass) is the source of this 594-nucleotide messenger RNA. RefSeq names its product dynein regulatory complex subunit 4-like. The record is from RefSeq and is a predicted model, not a curated record. The transcript has 7 exons. Gene Ontology annotation, cellular component: microtubule; Golgi apparatus; motile cilium. Lineage: Eukaryota; Metazoa; Chordata; Actinopteri; Moronidae. Gene Ontology annotation, molecular function: small GTPase binding; microtubule binding. Gene Ontology annotation, biological process: flagellated sperm motility. Bases 1 to 594 code for a protein of 197 amino acids.